This is a messenger RNA of Austrofundulus limnaeus, 5443 nucleotides long. RefSeq names its product calmodulin-regulated spectrin-associated protein 3. The transcript has 18 exons. Gene Ontology annotation, molecular function: calmodulin binding; microtubule minus-end binding; spectrin binding. Gene Ontology annotation, cellular component: microtubule minus-end. Gene Ontology annotation, biological process: cytoplasmic microtubule organization; negative regulation of microtubule depolymerization; neuron projection development. Lineage: Eukaryota; Metazoa; Chordata; Actinopteri; Cyprinodontiformes; Rivulidae. The record is from RefSeq and is a predicted model, not a curated record. Bases 66 to 4712 code for a protein of 1548 amino acids.
UCCCUCCUCAUCCUCCUCCUCCUCCUCCUUCUCCUCCUGCUUCCUCGGAGCGGCACACCGCGGUCAUGGUGGACUCUCCGGACGCUGCGGUGAAGAAAGCCUUCGCCGUGCCGGAGAUCAAGCCGCUGGACAAGUACGACUUCAACCGGGCUCGGAUCUGCGCCAGCGUCCGGUGGCUGCUGUCCGCGUCGUACGGCUCUCCAGAAAAUGUUCCUGUGGAGCUUCGAGAGCCGCUUUACAAAGACCAGUUUGAACAAGAGCACCUGAARCCGUCCGUCACCAAGCUGCUCCUCUCCCCAGAGACCUACUGCCGAGCCCAGGCCCUGCUGGCUCAGGCCCAUGGGGUCUCCCUGCCAGCGUCGCAGGGGUCCCAGGCAGAUAACUCAGCCCURCUGCAGCUCCUCACCAAGAAAGGUGUGGCCCCAAAGGUCCAGGAUGUAGACGUCACAGAGGAGGACCUCAGUAAGGCCCCCAUCAAUACAAACGCCCACCUCGCCCUCAUCGACUCGCUAAUGUCACUGACUGCCAAGGACACGGUUAGCCAGGUGAAGAUAGCAGAGGAGGCGGAGCAGAUGGGUGUCGGUGCUCCGUGGGAGAAUGCGCUCCUCUUUUGGGUCAACAGGUUGAACCAAAAAAUGAGAGAAAAUACCGAAGAAGAAGAGCCUCCCAGGUCACAGUCAUGUACUGACCUGCAGCCUGUUCAGGAAACGUGUCAGUCCAACCGUUGGUACUGGAAACUAGUCCCACAUGCUAUCGCUUUUUGUUUGAAGGAGUCGGGGAAUAAGCCACCAGUGAUCCGCUAUAGAAAGGACAAAGUGCAGUCCAAGCUGACUCCUACUUUCCCCUUGGUUUCUGCAGUCAAAGAUCUGUCUAAUGGCUGUGCAAUAGCUGCUGUUCUGCACUACUACUGCCCUGACUUACUGCCUCUUGAGGACGUGUGUCUGAAGGACACCAUGUCAGUGGCAGACAGCGUCUACAACCUGCAGUUGAUCAAGGAGUUUUGUGAGAACAACUUACAGAGCUGCUGCCCGCUCGUUGUGGAGGACCUGCUCUACGCUCCACCAGCACUGCAUCUGAAUAUAAUGAGCUUCAUAGCAGAGCUGCUGAAGUGGUUCGAGGUGAAGAGGCCAGAUUUCGUCAAGCCCAUACAACCUAUUGACCUCACAGAUGUCUCAGGAUUACCUGACUGCACAAGCCCCGUCAGUGGGAACAGCAACAGUGGUUCUCCUUCUUUCAUCUUCAAACAACCUUUUGUGCCCAUCUCCUCCCCGGCGUCCCCAGAAAACAAAAGUUGGACAAAGAAACAAAUCAGUCGUCCUCUGUCAGCAGUGACUUUCAGCAUCCCAUUUGGCCUGGACAGUGAUGUUGACAUUGUCAUGGGAAACCCAAUAGAUUCUGUCUUUCGCUCCGUCAGCACCGACAACCUCACUGCUGGCGUCUCCGCUCUGACCUCUCCGGCAGCGCCCGUGGGGAUGCCUCGCGUCCCGUACAGCCCUCCGGAGGACCUCAGCCACCUGGUCAGCGCCUCGGCCCCAUCGCACCGCUCGUCCUGGGGCCCUUACGCGCAGACGACUCCGCUGGGGGAGCUGCCGACCAUCGAGGAGGCGAGGCAGGUGGUUCAUUUGUCCGGCGGCAAAGAACGGAAGAAAGGGAGGACGGCCGAGAGAAGUGGGAGAGGAGGGUUAGGAGUCAGGCCGGAGCCCAGAUUGCGUCCGGAGGGAGCGCCUGCAGGUUUUUUCUUGCACUCCCCUGAAGAAGACAAACCUCAGCUCAGCAGCUCGGCUCCCGGUCGAUCGGGACUUCUCAAUCGACCGGUGAGAGGCGGAGCUGGAGAUUCUGAUAGGCAAGGCAGGAGGGACAGAUCAACGUCCGACAUGUCACGUGAUGACGACUCGGUUCUACGAGAUGGCAGCAUUGACUCRUCUGAAGCGUCCGAUGAUUUGCCAAGAAACACCCCCGGCAAUAUUCGACCCGGUAACACCCGCCAGGGAAGCCCCAGCAGCGGCAGCAGUCCUCGCAUGACGAGCUUCGCAGAGCGACGAGACAACCGACGGAGACAACCAGCCGCUGCCGGAGAGGAGUCAACUUCUGCCGCCACCCCAAYGACCCCAGGCACUCCCCACUCACCCUCCACACCCGCAUCGGGUCACCACCAGAACAGCCCGGGCCCCAGAGGCCCCGAGCCCAGCUCAGAGGCCUGGGAGCUGGGAGCUCGCCUCGAAGAGAAACGCAAAAGCAUUGAAGCUCAGAAAAGACGCAUUGAAGCUAUCUUUGCGAAGCACAGGCAGAGACUCGGAAAAACUGCCUUCCUCCAGCUAAAACGAGAGCAAGGAGAGGGAGGAGUGGAAGGAGCAGAAGAAAAUCUGACCCUGGAGGAGCGCCUCACUCGCAUGGAGGAGCAGCUGAAACAGGAGGAGGAGAAAGAGGAAACAGAAACUGAGAAAGAGGAAGAGAAGCCAUCUGUUUCGGACCCUCCUCGGUUAGAAAAGCAGGUCACAUUUUUCAUCGACAGCAAGAAAGGAGGUGAGGCGGUCRUAGUGGAGUACAACGAGGUGGUGCAGAAACUGAGUGAAGCUCUACAGUCCCUCCAGAGAGACAUGCAGAAACUGACAGAACAGCAGCAGCAGCUCCUGAGCAACCAAAGACCCAGAAACCCACCGAGAAACACCCCGAAAUCUGAACUGAGAGCCAAAACCCCUCCUCACACCCCGACAAAGACGCCACCAAGAACACCGACAAAGACUCCCACCAGGAGCACCACUAAAGCUUGGGUGAUCCCUGCUGGACCCAGUCCUCCCGCUGCCUCCUCCCCGUCACGACGCGCUCACAUUCCCCCCUCAUCCAGCUCCCCCAAAACCAGCACGUCCUCCUCGUGCCCUGCUCCCCGAACCAAAAUMCACUCGUCCUCCACUCCUCGCAGUCCCAAAACCAACCACCGCCCCCAGCGCCAGCCCCACCAACGGCCCUCCGAACUUAAAUUCCCUACGCUCAAUCGUGUCCUGACCCCCACCCAGAAYGUGGACACGCUCCCCCACCUGCGUCGAGUGUCCCCCAGCAAGUGUCAGGUCCAGACGUCCUCCUCGUUCCGCAUUGGUGGACCUCGGACCCCUCAGGAGUCGCCACAGCCCACCCAGCCGCCGCCGCAGCCCGAGGAGAACACCUCGGACACGGGCUCGAGUGACACACCCACCCAGUUCAACCUGGAGCUGGAGCAAGAGGACGCUGAGCCCGUGGGAGCACUACCAGUCCUGCCACCGUCCAGGCAGGACAGGCAGAGGACCACUGUCGGCAGCAGCUCGGGGGCUCCCUCCGAGUGCUCGUUUGAGAGCGACACGUUGUCGCUGUCCGCUGCGUUCAGCGCAGGAGGGGAAGGAGAGGCGGGAGCAGGCAAGCCCUGCAGCCUGAUUGAGGCGUCCCUGUCUUCUGCUGGAGGGGUGGAUGGGGGCAGUGACAUACCCACCGACGAGGGCCAGGAGUUUUCCUCCGACUCCAUGAGCGACCACACAGAAUCUGUGGCGGAGGCUGUCAAACGAGCUGCAGAGAGCCUGGAUCCGAUCCAAAUACUGAACCUGGCUACAGGAACCAGCGAUGAGCCAGAACCAACAACUGAACCAACAGAACACACAACACACACUGAGACAGAGGAGACAGAGGGGCCAAGUGAGGAGAAGAGAGGAGGAGUUGGAUUCUUCUUUAAGGAGGAAGGACACAGUGAAGGAGAGAUGGCGCAGCGUAAAGCUCUGCUGUUGGAAAGGCAGCAGAAACGAACAGAGGAGCUGAAGAAGAGGAGACAGUGGCACGAGCAGGAGAGGGAAAACAGACCAGCAUCCUCAGAAAGAAGAGUGGCAUCUCCUUCCAACACCUCCCCCGCAGGCACAACCUCACCCUCUCCCACACCCCCAGCUACCCCUGCCCGACGAGGGGAGUUCACACGAGGAGAGUACAUGAGACGGCAACAGCUCAGACUCAUGGAGGACCUGGACAAAGUCCUAAAGCAGAAAUCCCCCAACCAAGGCCGAUCAUCAACGAAGAAGACUCGCUCACGACCUCGCAGCAUGACCAGGGAGGAAACAAAGCUGUCUCUGAGUCCAGCCAAGGGAGCAAUGGGUUCUAAGCUGACAAAAGUCUAUUCCCACUCGUCACUGAACCUCGCAGCCACAGAUGAAGCAGGAAACAAUGGUGGUGAUCCCACAAAGAAAUCUCAGGACUGGGAGUCUGGGUCCAACGGGACCUCGCCUGCACCAGAAUACACAGGUCCAAAACUCUUCAAAGAACCAAGCUUCAAGUCCAACAAAUUCAUCAUUCACAAUGCUCUGUCACGCUGCUGUCUCGCUGGAAAGGUCAACGAAUCCCAAAAGAACAAGAUAGUAGAGGAAAUGGAGAAGAGUUCCGCAAACCACUUCCUGAUUCUCUUCCGYGACUCCAGCUGUCAGUUCAGAGGCGUCUACACCACCAACCCUGACACUCAGGAGCUGACACGGCUGACAGGAGUGGGCCCGCGGACAGUUAACCCCGCCCAGGUGGAAUCCAUGUAUAAAUACAGCUCAGACAGGAAGCAGUUCAGCUCCAUUCCAUCCAAAACCAUGGGCAUGAGCGUAGACGCCUUCACCAUCCCCGGCCAUCUCUGGCAAGGAGGAGCAGGAGGAGGAGGCGGGAGUAGGAGGGCAAGCAUUACUAAGAAGGCAGCCAAUUCUAAGUCAGGAGGAGUGUAGUUACAAUAAAAAUGAAAACACAAAGCAUAAAUUUUAUGAUCACUUAGAUGGACCUUUGGAUUUUUCUAGAAAUAGAAAAAAAAGAAAGAUUCCCCUUAUGUUCAUAAGAAUGUCCCCCCAAACAACUUUCCAAGAAUGGAAACUCAGAGUAAGAUUUGUUUUAAUUGUCCGUUGCACAUGUUAGUCACUUCUAAAAGGCUGCAUCGUUCCAGUAUACUUUAAUUCUUUGAAGUACAGAUUUAGCUUUUCUUUUAAAGAAAAUAUAAACAUUAUUGAGUCACACUGACACUCGCAGAACAAACAGUCUUGUUUUGUUUUUUUUUUACAUCUAAAGACCUAAGCGUCUCAGUGCAAAAGAUGUUCAGAACAUGAAGCCAAACUAYGAGUGGGAACAAUGCCUUUGUGUCMGAUUGACUGAGUGGACUUUCGGUUUUAUUUUCACUCUAUCAGUAGCUGUCAGUGUGUGGAUGGAUGAAAGCACAACUGUUUUGCUAAAUGAAAAAUAGCCAUAAAAAUGAAAUGCAGAGAUAACCUGAUUUUUUUUUUAGGUGGGGGCAGCGUUGAUGAAUCUCAGUGAUUCUAGAACAGCAUGAAUGGUUCUUCACUGUAUGUUGAAUAAGCUUAUUUCUAUAGUUCUAUCACAGUGAAACUGUGAUGUGAUAAAACUGAUAUGUGAAUGUUAGAUGCCAACURAAACCUUUUCUUAUUAAAAUAAACUAAAAGAUGCUGAA